AUGUCUACAACACUGGAGCUUCGUAAAAUGAAAGGAAAACUCAUCCAGUUAUACAAUUAUAUCCAUAAUUUAUCAGAGCAGUUUCUUUCAAUGGACACAGUGGUGAACUCUCUGUUCGACCCUGCCAAUUCCCAGCCUCUCCUGGAUCCGGUUGCUUCCAAAAUGAAUGCCUUCGAAACGCGGCUUGAAAAUGUCACCGCCACUUUGACUAACCUUCAAAACCGCUUGGAGGAGGAGUUGGAUGAUGUGUUCUUGAAACUUUCCCAACUUAAAGAUAAUGUCUAUUUUCUGGAAUAUGUGCUGAAUAUCACCCAAAAGGAACAUUUAAAUUAUCACACAUCAACAACUCUACCCUUCCAAGAUAAAGAAAAGAAAUUAAAUACUCCGGCACUAUCAUAUGCAACAUCUAGUCAAAAUUAUAUUUCUGCUCUUCCAGAAACAGCAGCACAAGCUCCCUCAGCAGCAGUAGAUUCUGAAAUAUCGAAAGAGAAAUCCAAGAUGACCAUUUCAUUCAUAAAGAAUCUGACAGAUCUCCAAGUCUUUUUCUAUGGUGCUGACAGCGAUGCCAACGGAUAUUUAACGUAUGAGGAAAUCCAGAAUCUUCUUGGGGAAGAAACACCAGAGCGGGAACAGCUGGUGGUGUUUGAUGCUGAUGACAACGAGAUGUUCUCCUACCUGGAACUGAUGAGAGCCAUUAGACUGACAGAAUAAAGAAGAUGAAAGUUCCAGAAAGAACAAUUCAGAGCACUGGUUUGAUUUUAUUUUAUAACAAUGUCAUCCGAUUUUCACAAGACUUUAGCAAGAAUUACAGAGCUACAUCUGAUCUGGUUGCUAAAACUCUAGUUCUUCUGUAACUUCAUUCCUAAAGUUAUAUAGUAUAAUCGAAGUGCUAAUUCCACAUGUACAUAUCAAUAUCUAUCUCUAUAUAUACACGUGUGUGUAUAUAUAUAUAUCAUUUGCUUCAUUUUUCUUUCUUUUGACCAAGGCUUAAUUAAUUGCUCAUGCUGGCAUUUUUAAGCCCUCCAGAAUUGUGUUCUUAGAAGUCUGACUUCUUGUUAUACCCAGAAGACAGCUUCAAGAUUGCCACCAAAUUGAUGAUUUUCAUAUCCCAGCCUUGGGAUUUGUCCAGAUACCUAGUUUCUAAUUGCCAGUUGAAUUCCUUGGUGAAUGAAAUGCAUAGAUAUAUGCAUUUCAAAAAUACAAUACCACAUACCAUUUAUACCUCGAAAUUUAAUUUUACAUACAAUUACCAUUUAAAACUCAGAAGUUCCCAUUUUCUGCUAUAAGGAAUGUUCAUGAACAUCAAUUGAAGGGUAACUAAAGUAGAAUUAACAGAAACAUGUAAAAUUCUCCCUUUCAAACACAUUAGCUAUUUCACACUGUAAUACAGUGCUGUGCUAACUAAAAGAUUCCUCAAUAGCAAAUCCCAGUAGCAAAAUUAUCUGUAUUUUUGAUUUCAGUACAAACAACUCUUGUCGUGGUAUCUGAUACUUCUGGCCAAGAUGGAAAGUCAAUACUAAUAUUAGGAUUAAGGAUUCAAGGUUUACUAAAACAUGUAAUAGGGAAUAAUCAUUUACUGUAAAAUAGGGUUGGAGUUAAAAUUGACUGUAGAUAGAAUCUAACACAGGAAUAAAGUAUUCAGUUGUAUAAAAUUCAGUAAGAACAUCAGGUUUCAUUAAUACAUGAAAAUGCUCUGUAAUACCUGAGACAUGUAAUGCUGAUAUUAGGCUUUGUUAUGUAGACCUACAUUAUUAUCACUGUUUCAUUUGUGUGACAAUAUAAUCUUAUAUCUAAUUCUGAUGUUCCAGCCUGACCUGGAUUAUUUAUUGCUCUGUGGAACUGCUGGUAUUAGUACACUAACUAGGGAUAUUAUUAAUCCUGCAAAGUAUAAGAAUUAUUUCUUAAAUUGUGUCUUAUUUACCCAUGAGAAUAUGAAUUAUAUAACUGCCUUAUGCCUUUUGGUUUGUAAGUUUUGAAAACUAAGCAUUAUCAGUGCUGUCACUUCACUAGCAAUUAUUCAGCAACCCGAACACCCAAGUCAUUGGGAAUUUGUAAUAUUUUACUAUUGACAGUGAACAUUUCAACUGUAUGAAUUGCAUGGGUUUCUAAGGUAUUUCUAAACAAAAUUUCUUGCAGAAAUGUUUUGUUCUCUGCCAAAAAUUUUGCUAGCCUUCUUGUAUGAAAUAUAUGCCUUUAAAAGCUGACUACAAACCUUACUCUUAGAAAUAAGAAUUAGAAGCUUCUUCCUGUAUAUUUUGGAGAAUUUUUCCUAAUGGAAAUAAAAUAAUGACUCUUA
Molecule: messenger RNA, 2296 nt
Organism: Condylura cristata (star-nosed mole)
Lineage: Eukaryota; Metazoa; Chordata; Mammalia; Eulipotyphla; Talpidae
Product: EF-hand calcium-binding domain-containing protein 14-like
Exons: 6
Coding region: 1-711 (236 amino acids)
Molecular function (GO): calcium ion binding
Source: RefSeq, a predicted model, not a curated record